Molecule: messenger RNA, 1452 nt
Organism: Colletotrichum destructivum
Lineage: Eukaryota; Fungi; Ascomycota; Sordariomycetes; Glomerellales; Glomerellaceae
Product: Putative zn(2)Cys(6) fungal-type DNA-binding domain, fungal transcription factor
Exons: 3
Coding region: 1-1452 (483 amino acids)
Biological process (GO): regulation of transcription by RNA polymerase II
Molecular function (GO): DNA-binding transcription activator activity, RNA polymerase II-specific; zinc ion binding
Source: RefSeq, a predicted model, not a curated record
AUGAAGCGCUUGGGAUAUAGAAAGUCCCGCAACGGGUGCCUACGUUGCAAAGAGAGAAGAGUCAAAUGUGAUGAAAACAGGCCUUGCAGCGCCUGUGUGCGCCAUGGACUUCCAUGCAGUCUGGAGCACGGAGGAGCGUCAACAGGCGGCUCGUCACAGCCGACUCCUCCACAGCCGCUGGGGAGUCUUGGACACCGCCCAAGGCGAUCGAGCUCGCGGGCGUCAACGUCGGCUCUGAAGCGGCGGCCAAGCGCGCACUCGUCCAUAUCUCUCUCGCCACAAUCAGCCGCUGGGUCUCUCAGCGGCGGAUACCACAGCGCGUCCAGCCCUGGAGGAGGAGGAGGACUAGGACUGGGAGGAGAAGGAGGAAGUCAUACUCCCCCCUCGUCACAGUCGGAUCCUUUCCCUUACUUCUCAAGGUUCCUGACAGAUCUCAACAAGACGGAGACGGCCAGCGGCUGGAUCUCCGACCUCGAGCUCAUGCACCACUACACCUCCGUGUCGUACCGGACUUUUUCCCAUUCCUCCGAGGCCCAGAAGGCUCUGCAAUACGACGUGCCCCGUGAAGCACUCUCCUAUCCCUUCCUCCUCCACCAGCUACUCGCCUUCUCGGCCUACCACCUGGCCUACCUGCAGCCCGACUGCCGGCACGCCUACCUCAUGCAGGCCGCCCAGCACCAGAACGACGCCAUCAACGGCAUGCGAGGCACGCUGCUGGGCACCAUCUCGCCCAUCAACUGCCACGCCCUCUUCGCCUCGUCCAUCUUCCUGACGCUGAGCGCCUUCGCGACGUACCCGAGCUACGAGAAGUACAACCCGACCUUCUCGCCCGUCGACAGCAUGCUCGACAUCUUCACCCUGUCGGACGGCAUGAGCGCCAUCCUCCGCUCGUCCGACGACGACAUCCGCAAGGGCCCGCUGCGCGAGAUCUUCGUCCGCAGCGCCGGCGACACGACGCCCACGAACGUCGAGCCCUCCCUCCAGCCCCUGUUCGACCGGCUCCCCCGGCUGAGCGCCCGGCUCGGCGACAUGCUCGGGACGACGAGCGGGACCGGCGGGCGCGAGGGGAAAUACACAAUCACAAGCUCCAUCAUCGCCCUGAGCGAGUCCGUCGCCAAGGUCUCGACCAUCAACAUCAUGUCGGCGCCCGCCGAGUUCCGUGCCGUCUUCAUGUGGCCCGUCCUCCUGUCGACGGACUACAUGGACAUGCUGCGGGUGCGGCAGCCCGCGGCGCUGGUGGUGCUGGCGCACUACUGCGUCAUCAUCCACCUGGCCGAGCCCUUCUGCUGGUUCCUCACCGGCUGGACCAGGGCCCUCUUGUCUGUGAUAUCGGAGCAGCUGACCGGGACGCCAUGGGAGGAGCUCGUGCUGUGGCCCAUAGAGAUCGUUGGCCUCGGCGCAUACGAGGCGCAGUUGGAGCGUAUGGUCCACGCCAUGCCCAUUACUCUCUAA